This is a messenger RNA of Sander lucioperca (pikeperch), 1498 nucleotides long. It is a transcript of the gene emx3, whose product is annotated as empty spiracles homeobox 3. Gene Ontology annotation, biological process: brain development; regulation of DNA-templated transcription; central nervous system development. Lineage: Eukaryota; Metazoa; Chordata; Actinopteri; Perciformes; Percidae. The transcript has 3 exons. The record is from RefSeq and is a predicted model, not a curated record. The coding region runs from base 437 to 1135 and encodes 232 amino acids. Gene Ontology annotation, molecular function: DNA binding; DNA-binding transcription factor activity, RNA polymerase II-specific.
CCCAGCUCACGCCUUCAGCCUGCAGCACGCGGCGGUAGUUGGAGGAGACACCGACUCAUCAGAGCCCCGCAGCCCGGCCGCCCUCUGCCCAAAUCCGGCUGCGUUCUGGAGGAUCUGCGCUGCACUUUCCCGGAGAUUUAACACCACUUUUAUUGGGUUGUUUUUUUUAUUUUUUACACCCAUGCACGCGUUUACACAGGUUCAAGAAGACUCAGGUGUGAACACAGGUGUGAGGAAACUUUAGCCGCUUCCAGGUGUAGAAUUAUUUUUGGGGAUUUCUGACGUUUUUGUGAAUUGUUUUGUCUCUUUUGGGAGUUAUGGAGAAACUGGGAAUCUGAGCGACCCAAAAGUCCGCGGAACUGGACUAAACUGGCCGCCGAUUGGUCCACAUCUUCCCCAUCUUCCACCCCGGUGUAGCUCCCGGUGCUUCGGUACAAUGUUCCACCACAGCAACACCAAGAAAUGUUUCACCAUAGAGUCUCUGGUGGGGAAGGAGGCGAGCAGACACGGCGGCAGCUCCGGGGACGAGCCCAUUCGGCCCACGGCGCUCCGGUUCCCGGAGUCCCUGCACCCCACUGCCGUCUUCGGCUCGUGCUUCCAGGGCAGUGGCGGGCGGACUCUGUACUCCGCGGGGCCCGACAUGGUGCUCCAGGAGGCCGGGGCGCACGGGCUGCAGAUGCCGCCGCAGAGCUUCUUCAGCCCGCAGCACCGGGACGCGCUCAGCUUCUACCCCUGGGUGCUGCGGAACCGGUACCUGCACGGACACCGCUUCCAAGGGGAGGACAGCAGCCCAGAGAGCAUGCUGCUUCACGGUCCGUUCUCCAGGAAACCCAAAAGGAUCCGGACGGCGUUCUCGCCCUCUCAGCUGCUCCGUCUGGAGCGAGCCUUUGAGAAAAAUCACUACGUAGUCGGAGCCGAGAGGAAGCAGCUGGCCAGCGGGCUGUGUCUGACCGAGACGCAGGUGAAGGUUUGGUUUCAGAACCGCAGGACGAAGCACAAGCGUCAGAAGUUGGAGGAAGAGUCUCCGGAGGCUCAGCAGAAGAGGAAAGGCAGUCAGCACAUCAACCGCUGGAGAGCAGCCACACAGCAGCCGGGGGGAGGAGGGGAGGAGGUGGACGUCCUCAGUGAUGACUAGACUGCAGCAAACACACACACACACACACACACACACACACACACACACACACACACAGAGAGACACACACAGAGAGAGAGACACACACACACACACACACACACACACACACACACAGAGACACACACACACACACACACACAGAGACACACACACACACACACACACACACACACACACACAGAGACACACACACACACACACACACACACAGAGAGACACACACACACACAGAGAGAGACACACACACACACACAAACCUUACCUAUCCCAGGACUGAAGGAUGUCCCUGAAGGCAUCACGCUCAUGCAAACAGCAGGAAAAUCAAAACUCUCCUGUGAAAGACGACGAGGAUAUAAAAAA